GCCGGAGCCGCUCGUCCCCAUGGAAGCGCUGCGCUUGUGCGCGGCCCCGUCCGCCAUUUUCAGCUCGAGUUCGCGAUGGAAACGUCUCGCGCGGGGAAGCGGUGCGCGCGGGAGCGCCUCACUGUCCGCACGGCCGCGUGAAAUAAUGUUGCUUGUUGUGAAGAGGCGCGCGAGGGCCGUCGGCUGCGCGCGCCGCCGGGAGCAAUUCUUCGUUAUCUGAGGAGGAAACGCGCGGGAAGGAAGGAAGGAAGGAGGGAAGGAGGGUGUGGGGGAAACAUUUUGCAGAAAUAACCGCUCUUGCGGAGGAUUCCAGAACACUGGCGGAAGCUCGAAGGGGGGAAAGUGUGGAAAAGCUGGUGUUUGGUCUAGACAAGGGCAUUAUGGGAUGGUGUUCCUCCGGCCGUGUGCCAGAGUGAAGGGACCGCAUGUCAUGUCCACUCUGUGGACCGUGGAGUCUGGACACAUCUGCUUCGCUGAGCCGCUUGCUUCUCGGACCGAGACGUCUGCGCGGACGCCGGCCCCAGAGAGAGCGCCGUCCUCCCUCCGUACGCCGGGCCGCGGCGUGUUCGGCGGAGCAGCGCAUCAUGUCACUUCUGGCUCUCCGUGGUGCAGCACAUCUGCCGGGGCUUUGAGAAGGAGCUCGUGGAGCCUGGCCGGCGCGGGGCCCCGGCGCUCCAUCCCCCAGCAGCGAUGACGCGGAGCGGCGAUGACCUGGAGAAGCUCUCCUCCCCGCUGCGCUACCCCCGACUCCUGGCCAGGAGUUGGAAGCCACCAGCUGAGAUGGUUUUUGGGAUGCUACCCAGAGAGCUACACAAACAGCUGCUGGACCAAAAGAGUUACCAGAACAGGACAAACGGGGUGGAGGAGCUCAAAUGCAUCCUCCUCAGCGUGGACGUGAGGACCCUGUCCGCGGACGACGUGAAACGGUUAAUCGCUUUUCUUUGCAGAUUGCUGGAUGACGCCAACUUCAAAGUCUUCCUGGGCACGUUGCAGGCGAUGAACAUUCUGGUCCAACGGCUGGAGCGCGACGUGGAGAAGCACGUGAAGCAGAUAAUGGCUGCGGUCACGAAGGCCUUGGGGGACACGCGCCCCAUCGCCAGGAUCGAAUACAUGAGCGUUUUCCGCCACCUGAUGAAGAUCGUUGGUCCGCAGAAGGUCCUGGACCUCGUGAUGGGGCAGCUCGGACAUGAGAAGUCGCGCGUCAGGGAGGAUGUGCUGAACAUCAUAACGGCUGCGAUGCUCACCCAUCCCAGGAAGGAGUUCAACGUCUGCAACCUGUGUUACAAAGUUGCGCCGUGCCUGGCCGACGGCAACCGGAGGGUCCGCCACGCAGCCCUGGAGCUCUUUUCCUUGCUGGAUUUUGCCCUGGACGCGGGGAAGAAGCAGCCCCUGAUGAAAGCUCUCGACCUGCUGGAACUCCAUGGGCCGGGAGACGCUCUCGUGGCAGCUAUCAAGGCGCGGAGAGCCAGGCGCACGCUGCCCAAGCUGAGCUCGGACGGCAUCGUGGAGUACGCCCUGGUCCUCCCGAAACCCGGCGAGCGACUGUCCGCGCCGCUGGGCUCCGGAGCCGACCUGGACUGGGUGUUGAGUGGCGGCCGCGCCAGCAGCGGCCGAAGCCAGCAGGCGGACUCCGCCGGGCCCGGCCGACUCUACGGUAGCCUGGGCUCCCUCUCAGACGUGCUCCCUCAGCAACGGAGGAUAGCCAGCGCGAGGAAGUCGACUGUACCCUGGGUGACGGCGAACGCGGAGAGCAAGUCGUCCGAGCAGGUUUCUAGUGAGAACAACCAGUCUCAAAAUCCUGAAUUUAAUCAAGAGGCUCAUGUCUCCGGCAGCGAGAGCUGUCAACCUUUGAUGAAGGGAAGAAAAGAACCCCUUGGACAGAACGAUAUCUCCAGUAGAGACCACCGGGUUCUUGAGUCUACAAGCCCAUCUGACAGAGAACGAGUGCUACCCAAGUUGAGCAGACCUCUCUCUGGACACCGCAGCAUGGAAGGCUCCUAUUCCCUACCUGCCAAUUCCACUUCUCAAGGGUGGCAACUACUGCCCUCCUAUCCUCUGGCCGCAGUUCCAGGGAACCCCAUCAUCCCCGUAUUGCCCCGGCCCUGUGUGAACAAUUCUUUGUCUUUGUCAAACACAUGGCCCAACAACAGAGAGUGCAGACCCUGUCGCAGAGAUGGCAGCCCACGCAGAGUGUCAGCAGGUCACUUCUACAACAGGUGCUCCCCGCUGCCACCCCGAAGCGCCCUGGUACGUUCCUCCUCCUUUGACAGCUCCUCCUGCAAUGUGGGUCAUGUUGCUCAAAGCUCGAAUGAGCAUCUUGAUGAAGAGGACCCGUCUUUGAGCGGUACAAGGCAAUGCCUCGAGAGAUCAUCGGUGGAGAAGGACGUAGACCUGGACCUCUUCCAGUUAGGAGCACCGGACCAAGAGGAGGAGGUUGUGGAUCAUGAGGAGAUGAUGAACUCACUCCGCAGCCUGCGCUUCAGUGCAGCCAAGAAGCGGGCCAAGAUAAAUCUGAGCAGCUCAGACCGGGACCCAGAAGUGGACCUAGACAGCCCCGAUUCAGCGGUGAAGCUGGAGCUGCUGGAAUCACCCUCACGCACACCUUCAUCUGUCACUAGCCCACUAAGCGAGAGUGGCCUCUCCAGCCUGAACUCACCACCCAAAGGGAUCUUUGUGGGCACCAAAGAUAGUUCUGAGGUCCUCUUGUCCUCUGCGAAACGCAAACCACAUACCGACCAAGUCUCAUCCAACAAGAAGUGGGUCACUGCUACCAUGGAGGGCACCCAGCUUGACUGUGAAGUGGACGAAAGUGAUGUUGUAAAGCAAAAGGCGGAAUUUGCUGGAGCAGACUUGCCUGUCAGUCCUUCCAGCUCGCAGCAGCUCAUCUCAGGCCAGUGCCAGAAUGGUUUUCAUCACCCUCAGAGCCAUUCUACUGCUCAGAGUCCCUCUCUCCACCAGCCCAUUCCUCCUCUCCAACCCAGGCCACCAAAAAACCCACCCAAACCCAGACUUACUCGAAUGGCUCACCUGAGGCGAGCUGCCAGCCUAAUGAAAGCCAACAAUGGUCUGUCAAUCAGCUCAGAUGAGUCUCCAGGGAUCCAGAAACCAGACUUGCAACCUUUUCCCAACCCAGAGCAGGCCCUCACCCAGAGCUUGGAUCUGAUAAGCUUCGGUGACUGGGAAAAGAAGAUCGAAGGUUUAAACUCCCUCCGUAGCCUGGUGCAGUUCCAUCCUAACACAGUGGUGACCAGACUUCACGAUGUCUGCCUUACCAUAAUUGAGGAGAUGAAGAACCUGCGCACUGGGGUCUCCCGGGCGGCACUGGGAACCAUGGGUGAUCUGUAUGCACACCUCCAUAAGUCAAUGGACCAGGAGCUGGACUGGACUGCUAGCGUGCUUCUUGAAAGAGCAUGUCAUUCAAAUGUGUUCAUCCGACAAGAAGUGGAUGCAGCCCUGGACAGCAUGGUGGAGAACUGCACCCCUGUGCGAGUAAUGAAUGCUCUGCUCAAUGGGGGGCUACAUCAUGUUAACGCAGUGAUAAGGAGGUGUACAGCUCAGCACCUGGCUGACACUGUUGAAAAGAUGGGCACUGAUUGUCUGCUGUCAGGCAGCAGGGACGUUACGGGACGUAUCCUGCCCGCAGUAGCAAAACUAGCCCAAGACUCCUCUCAGGAUGCCAGACACUAUGGGCGUCGAAUUUUACUGUUCUUGGCAUCACACCCGGAGUUUUUUAAAAUGCUGGAAAAAUACAUCCCAGACAGAGAAAUUCCUUACGUGAAAGAUACCGUGCUAAACUUGAAGGCGAAGGGACUGACAGAUGCCCCCAUUGCGGGGCGUAGUUGUCCACUUAAUGCCAGCAGGACAGUCAGGACAUCUUCUCUCAACCGGGAGCUUGUCAGUCUCAAAAAAUAUCCCAGAGAGCACAGCUCCAAGGGUCUGGACCACAAAAUAUCAGAAAAGACAGAAUACAUUAAACAGCUGACAGCCCUGAUGGUGUCGAAAGACUUCCGGGAUCGCAUACAAGCCCUCGACCAGCUCGUGGCAGACUGCAAGGACAACCGUGACAUGGUCAUUGCCAGCAUGUUCCCGGUUUUUGAUUCCUUCAAAGCCAGACUUCAAGAGUCCAACAGCAAAGUAAACCUCCAUGCCCUACAGGCCCUUCAGAAGGUCAUAAUCUUACUGAAGGACAACUUGGCUCCAGUUGUCAGCAUCCUUAUUCCUGCUAUCAUCGACCAUCACCUAAAUUCCUCAAAUAAUGCCAUAUACAGUGCAGCCUCUGCAGUCAUCCAUGCUCUCAUGGAGAAUCUAGAUAACACCCUUCUUCUCCAGCCCUUCUGUAGCAAAGCCCAGUUCCUCAGUGGCAAAGCCAAAGUUGAUCUUAUUGAGAAGGUUGCAGACCUGGUGACAGAGCUCUACCCACACAAGCCACAGGUUGUGGAACGGAGGGCACUGCCCCUGCUAUGGCACCUCCUGGGUACCUCCAGCAAUGGGAGCAGUGGCGUACGUGUGGCCACAGUUACGCUUUGCCAAGCCCUACACAGGCAGAUGGGACCCGGGCUGGCUGAGUGUGCCUUGUCUCAGGAACCCGGUGUCUACAAUGGGUUUAUUAACCUUAUCAAGAGCUUACCUUCUCCUUGACAAGAGGUAACAUCAAUGAUAGAAAUACUGGUCUUACUUGAACAUGAGAAUGGUUUUUUUACAGUGCCUGGACUUUUUGGUUCUUCCCCUUAUAGAGAAUAUAUAUCACCCCUUGAGAACAGGGGUUCCACAGACUCAUUAAUUUAAUAUCAUGGAUAUGAAUCAAUAUCAAAAUUCAAGACUUAGCUUUUGGCAUCAGGAAUUUUGCUCACAAGAACCACUUCUGCACUUUAGGAAAAGGGGUACAUCAUCAUGAUGGUUGUUGUCAUGGAUACAGUUGCUGAUGUUGUCAUACAGUUCUAAUUUAUGUAUCUUGUAAGUCCUUGCAAAUAUGAAUUGAACUGAAAUGUCAUAGAAUGUAUUAUUUCAAUUCACAAAGCAGGACAAAUAGAAGGGAUGUAUAUUUUUGAAUGGUUUCUUUUUCAGUCCCAUGUGUCGUUCAAGGUUGUUUUGUGAGAUUUGUGAGUAUAAAGAUUGGUAAUGAAAACAAAUGGCUUUUUAAUAGUUCAGGUUUGUAAUUGCACUCUAUUGAAUCUUUGAUUUAAUGUUUCAUUUUAUGUUUUAUAUCUGUGUUUAUUGUAAUAUUCCAUCAACAGAGGUAAAACAAGUUACAGCUAUCUUUUUUGCAUGAUCAAAUUCAAUGACAGAGAAUUAAAUAUUUUAUUAUGGAUGUAUUUUAUUGUACACAGAUGCCUAAAUGAGAUGUUGGAUGUUUUACAGUUUUGAUAAUUGUACAAGAAAAAUGCAUUUUAAACAACUUUAAAUUAGCAAUUUGUACAUACAUUCAAUAUCUGAUUUGCUAUCCUCAUUCACUAGUGCCAGUCUUUACAUAGCCUUUCUCGGAUUUCACUGCUAAAUUGUACUGUUUGAAAAGAGGGAGAUGAUAUAUACACUAUACAUA
Messenger RNA from Scleropages formosus (Asian bonytongue), 5539 nucleotides. It is a transcript of the gene togaram1, whose product is annotated as TOG array regulator of axonemal microtubules 1. The coding region runs from base 691 to 4638 and encodes 1315 amino acids. The record is from RefSeq and is a predicted model, not a curated record. Gene Ontology annotation, cellular component: cytoplasmic microtubule; cilium. Gene Ontology annotation, molecular function: microtubule binding. The transcript has 18 exons. NCBI's taxonomy places the organism in Eukaryota, Metazoa, Chordata, Actinopteri, Osteoglossiformes, Osteoglossidae. Gene Ontology annotation, biological process: microtubule cytoskeleton organization.